GUCGUGGGGUUCACAUUCAAUAAUUUGUCAACUGCGUUUACUGUCGCUUUGACAUGUUAAAAUUUCAAAGUCAUCCUCGUUUUCAUAGGAAAAUCAUCAUUCAACUUCUCGCUUCGCACACAAAAGGACCAAACUGAAUUAUUUUAUAGACAAAAUGGAUGUUUUUCAAGGUGCUACCGCUAAUGUUAACCAGAAAGUUGUAAAAAAAUACGAAAAAUUUGAAGAUGAGGAUCUCUAUAUGAUGUACAAGAAAUUGCAACAGCAGCUGGAGAUUAUUGAAGUCCAGGAGGACUACAUCAAGGAGGAGCAGCAAAAUCUGAAAAAGGAGUUCACUCACGCCCAGGAGGAGGUGAAGCGUAUUAAGGCUGUUCCCUUGGUAAUUGGUCAGUUUCUGGAGGCUGUCGAUGAGAACAACGGGAUUGUGGCUUCCACCACUGGUUCUAACUAUUAUGUGCGUGUCCUGUCCACCAUUGACAGAGAGCAACUCAAACCCUCUGCUUCGGUGGCUCUUCACAAGCAGAGCAAUUGCCUUGUGGAUCUAAUUCCACCAGAGGCGGAUAGCACCAUCACCAUGAUGUCGUCGGACGAAAAGCCUGAUGUGACUUAUUCCGAUAUUGGUGGUCUAGACGUACAGAAGCAGGAAAUACGUGAAGCCGUUGAAUUACCGCUGACUCAUGCACAGUUGUACAAGCAGAUUGGUAUUGACCCUCCACGUGGCGUGCUUCUCUUUGGUCCGCCUGGAUGCGGCAAGACCAUGCUGGCCAAGGCAGUGGCCCAUCACACUACUGCCUCCUUUAUAAGUGUUGUGGGCUCUGAGUUUGUGCAGAAGUAUUUGGGUGAGGGACCGCGAAUGGUGCGUGACCUUUUCCGCCUGGCCGAACAGAAUUCGCCAUCUGUUAUCUUUAUUGAUGAAAUCGAUGCUAUUGCCACUCGACGUUUCGAUGCUCAGACCGGAGCCGACCGUGAGGUCCAGCGCAUUUUGCUGGAGCUGCUGAAUCAGAUGGAUGGUUUCGAUGAGACAACCAACGUCAAGGUGAUUAUGGCCACCAAUCGGGCAGACACUUUGGAUCCGGCUCUAUUGCGUCCAGGUCGUUUAGAUCGCAAAAUUGAAUUCCCAUUGCCAGAUCGCAGGCAAAAGCGUUUGGUCUUCUCCACCAUUACCAGCAAGAUGAGUUUGGCCGAGGAUGUGGAUUUCGAAGACAUGAUAUCACGUCCAGACAAGAUUUCCAAUGCCGAUAUUAAUUCUAUUUGCCAGGAGGCAGGAAUGCAUGCUGUAAGAGAUAACCGUUAUAUUGUUACCUUCAAGGAUUUUGAGAAGGGUUACAAGACCAGUGUUCCCAACGAUGAUGCAGUGCAUGAGUUUUACAAUUAGCUAAAUGAAUAAAUAUGCAGUUUUGAAUGAGGCGCUCAA
Molecule: messenger RNA, 1411 nt
Organism: Drosophila willistoni
Lineage: Eukaryota; Metazoa; Arthropoda; Insecta; Diptera; Drosophilidae
Gene: Rpt3R
Product: 26S proteasome regulatory subunit 6B
Exons: 2
Coding region: 155-1372 (405 amino acids)
Biological process (GO): proteasome-mediated ubiquitin-dependent protein catabolic process
Cellular component (GO): proteasome regulatory particle, base subcomplex
Molecular function (GO): proteasome-activating activity; ATP hydrolysis activity; ATP binding
Source: RefSeq, a predicted model, not a curated record